Messenger RNA from Lucilia sericata (common green bottle fly), 3997 nucleotides. Its product is annotated as protein zer-1 homolog. Gene Ontology annotation, molecular function: protein binding. The coding region runs from base 556 to 2853 and encodes 765 amino acids. Gene Ontology annotation, cellular component: Cul2-RING ubiquitin ligase complex. The record is from RefSeq and is a predicted model, not a curated record. Lineage: Eukaryota; Metazoa; Arthropoda; Insecta; Diptera; Calliphoridae. The transcript has 11 exons.
UAAAUGACAACCAAAACGUCAAACAAAAAAUUGAACAACGAAAUUUCACUUAUUUCCUCGAAAAAAAAAUUGUUUGCAAAAAGAAUACCAGAAAAAAGCUAAAAAAUAUUUCCAAAUUAAUUAAUUAUAAACAAAUAAAAAUCGAAAGCAAAAAUGAAUAAACGAAACCUACUUAACAUAAUGAAUCACAAACAUAAAUAAAAGUGAAUGGGAAGUGGAUAAAUAAAGAAAAAAAUUAUACUGUGACUUUUGUUAGAAUUCCAGAAGAAACGACAUAACAAAAUAAAAGAAAAAACUAAAUUUCGAUUUCUUUACGAAUUUUAAUUAGAGUGACAAUAAAGUCAAAAUAAUAAUUGUAUAAUUGCAUAUAGUGCCAAGUGAUAAGUGUUCCGAAAAAAGCUCAAGAAGAAAAGGCAAAAGAAAAGAUCAUCACCACAUUAUUACAUACCGUCCGCACGCCCACUGCGGUUGCAAGGACAAAAGUGAGAGUUGCACAUAAUUUGUUGCUGCAGCAGCGUAUAGGCGUUCGGACCGAAAACAAAUAAAAUCAUUGAAAUGAGCGGCAAAGUUCGUUUAAAGUCGAAUGGAAUUUUGGAUGAAGAUCCAUUAACACUCCAGGAUAUUGUAUAUCGUUAUAUCUGCAAAAAUCUAGAUGUUGUUAGAUGUGAAGACAUCGACGAUGACCAUGACAUUGAUGAUGUCGAUAAUGACGAUGAAAAACGUUAUCAUUUACGGGAUGGCAUCGUCUUACCAAAUGACAUUUGCGAUCGUCUUAUAGAUACGUAUCAAAAACACUUCUAUCGACAGUUUGAUGAUAAAUUUAUCAGUUUAUUUAGAGAUACAAACAGGACUUCAUUAAAUGUUGUACAUUUGCGUAAUAGUCAUUUAACAAAUUAUGGACUCGAAAUACUAAUGCGCCACAAAUUAUAUUCACUUUCGAUGUGGUAUUGCGACAACGUUACCGUACAAUCUCACGAACUACUCGCUCAUUAUGGUGAAAGUUUACGUUCGUUGGAAUUGGGUAUUGGCUCGCAUAUGCUACAGAACGCUGAGCCGAAUGAUAAAGACCCUGUUGACUUUCAAUUCAAUUGUCCACACCUACGUCGUCUUGUAUUGAACGGUGUUGUUUUACAUCAUCGUUUGCAAUUUGCACAUCUGGAAGAUUUAACACACUUGGAUUUGACUUCAUGUGUUUUAGCGAAUUUCAGUCUUCAAGCCCUGGAUACCCUGCCUAAACUUCAUACACUAAUACUCUUUAACGUCUGGCCUAUCGUAAAUCAAUUACCUGCCAUUUGCUGUUUACGACGUCUUCGUACAUUAGAUAUUUCGAUAUCGAGUUCGGGCAAUGGUCAUGGCACCUACGAUUUGCCAGAUCAAUCGCUUGAAAUGUUAAUGGAUAAUCUGCGAGAUUUAACACAUUUGGAUAUAUCCGGUACUAAUUUGGCUGGUAAUGGUGUGGCAACGAAAGAGUCCAGUCAUAAAGUGAAUACAGAUAUACCGGGCCUUGCGACACGGACACAAAGGCCGUUACAAUUUUUAGGUUUAUAUCAUACAGCACAUUGGGCUUGCAAACGUCAUGAUAUACCAGCUAUAGAGAUUGCCGGCGAUGCAAAUGAACAACAAAUUUUAACUGCUGCGCGGUACUAUUACGAUAGACCUGUUCUAUUAACAAGAGUUCUCAAUGAUUUAUAUCAUCUCUUCCGGUUUGAAAACUGCAAAGAUAUACACACCGCUUUAGAUGUUGUAUUGACUGCUAUGGAUAGACAUUUGAAAUUUAAACAUAUGCAAAUAUCUGGCAGUGCGACAUUAUUUUAUAUAGUAAAGGGACGAGAUCGUUCUAAAUUUGGUACACCUCUAAGAAAUCACAUAAUACGGACAUUGCUCAAUGGCAUGGAGAUGCAUGUAAACGACGAUACAAUGCUACGAAAUGGUUACCUUACUUUAACACAAUUUCAAAUGCCCACUGAUGUGUUGUUUGAGUAUGAACGUCUGAUUACCAUACUCUUGUAUGGAGUUUCGAAAACAGAACAAGAAGGUUUUGUACAGAGAAUAGCUAUAUAUUUAUUAAAUACAUUGGCCUGUCAGGUUGAUGGUCGCCAAAAACUAUUUUUGGGUGAACUUGGAGUUGUAAGUACUAUGUUAAGCUUAAUUAAAGAUCGUUUAACACGUUCGGUAUUCGAUGAUGUCAUGGAAGUGGCAUGGUCAACUAUGUGGAAUGUAACUGAUGAGACUGCUAUUAAUUGUAAGAGAUUUUUGGAUGGCCAUGGUAUGGAGUAUUUUUUGAGAUGUUUAAAUGCAUUUAGGGAACGUGAUGAAUUGCUACGAAACAUGAUGGGCUUGUUGGGCAAUGUAGCCGAAGUUAAAUGGUUGAGGCCAAAAUUAAUGACUCAAAAAUUUAUUGAAGUUUUUGCUGAACUAUUAUCAUCCGAAAGUGAUGGCAUAGAGGUAAGUUACAAUGCAGCUGGUGUGCUGGCACAUAUAGCUUCAGAUGGUGCAGAAGCAUGGACAAUUAAAGAACCUUCACGUGAUGAGGUUCUUAUAAGUAUGGUGAAUGCCAUAAGACGUUGGGAUAUUAAAAGUGAACGUAAUAUUAAUUACCGCAGUUUUGAACCUAUUCUAGGACUAGUACGGUGUUAUGAAACACCACAGUGCCAACAUUGGGCUGUUUGGGCUUUGGCAAAUCUAACACAAGUGUAUCCAGACAAAUAUUGUCAACUUGUUGAACAAGAGAAUGGCAUACAAAUACUGAAUGAACUUAUUGACCAUCCGAGUCCAUAUGAGGAAAUUAAAGGUAUAGCGCGAAUGGUCAUCGACCAGUGUACUAAACGUCCUCGUCCUAUGUUAGAGGGCUAAAAUGACUCAAAAAAUCUCGUUGCCACUAAGAGUGAGUGAGCGUAUUGUAGUAUAAGAAGGAAGAUUUUAAGUGAGAGAUUGUAAAAUUACAUUAAAACAAAAGAAGAGAAAACAAAACAAAAAAUGCUAAAUAAAAUAUUAAGAUUAUUAAUUAUUUUAUUUUGUUAAGUCCUGAUAUUUAACGUAAAGUUUGUUUUUUAGGUGGGUGUAGAACUUUAAAAUAAUAAAUUGUAUUAAUUGCAAUAAAAUUGUCUUGAGAAAGAAAAUUAACUUAAAUGUUAAAUAUAAACUUUUGUAUGAACAGCACUUAAAUUUAAAUAACAUUUGCUUUAAAAUGAUAACCUAUGUAUUGUAUUAUUCUAAAUUAUUGGUUUUCAUUUAAUAUUGAAAAUCGAUUAUAAUGUAGCUUUAAGCUAUUUUUACGGUCAAGGUUCGAUAUAUUUUUUGGAUUGUGAUUGCCUUGGCUGUGAGUGCAAUGGUACUUUGUACAUGUAAACAUUUUACUACAAAAACCUUAUUUUUUCUUAAAUAUCCGUACAUAAGUCGGUAAUAUUACGGUGAAUGUUGUGGUUUUUGAAUAAAAAGCCUAUACUGGAGCCUAUAUUCCAGAGUUAUUCAAUUUCACGAUCUCCAUAAUCAAAAUAUUUUAAUAAUUUCGAGAUCACACCUCAUAUACAAAGUGAUACCAAAACUAAACAUGAAAAGACUUAAAUCUAUUAAAAUGGCUGAAACAGUGCGACUGGCUUAAAGUUCUACACCUUUAAGAAAUAAACAUCCCCCCGUAUUUCAUACAUAAUUUUCUUAUUCUUCCUUCAAAACUUUUAUUUUGCUACUAUUUACUUUCUUUACUCAUUAAUAUUUGUUUGCAAAAUUAAUGAAGUUUAACUUGUAUAAAAUAUAAUUAAAGAAUAAUAUGUUUAAUUAUCCUGUUAUAAAUUAAAAACAGUAAACUAUAGUUAAUGAAAAAAAAUAUACAACAAGAAAUUAAAUUGUUACUAAAUAUUAUUCAGAUUUUUUGUUUUAUUUAAUUUGUUUAUUUUUAAUUACAUUCAUACAUACUUAUGCAAAAAGAAAUUAAUAUAGAUUUAUAAUAAAUUAUUUAAAAAAAAUGAUUAAAAUAUUAAAAAGAAAUUAAAUUAUUUCC